UCUCUCUCUCGCCUUUAUUAUUAUAUCAGUGGCUCUGCCGGUUGCUGAGAUGUUCCAUUUUAAGCCCAAACAAGUGGUCUUGCGCAUGGGGGUGUGCUAGAUAAGCAGAGGAAAAGGGUUUUGUUUCAGAUCUAGGGUUUGGGCUUUUAAGAGGUGAAGCAGGAAUCCAGGAAGAAAAAAUGGGAAGUGUGUUUUGCAGGAGAAAACUGUUGCUCUGAUGGUGUCCUUGUUUAAGAUUGAAAACUGGGCUUUUUCUUUUCUUUGGGAGAAGAGAAACUGUGUAGUUUAUUUCUAGCAAUUGAUAAUCGGUAGAGAGGGUAGGUGAGGCUAUAAGAACCCUGUUAAUAAACCCCACUUCUAUUCAAUUGCUCAUCAUCCUCUGUGUAAGGAAAAGCUUUUCUCUAUAGAGAGAGCUUAUCAUUGAUAAUCAUGGCCUCUUCGAACAGGCACUGGCCCAGCAUGUUCAAAUCCAAGCCCUGCAACCAGUGGCAGCACGAUAUCAACUCUCCCCUCAUUUGCCAGAAGCCACCAUUUACAGCAGAAGAGAGGAGCCCUGAGCCGAAGCCGAGAUGGAACCCAAAACCAGAGCAGAUACGAAUACUUGAAGCCAUUUUCAACUCAGGCAUGGUGAACCCACCUCGUGAAGAGAUAAGAAGGAUUAGGGCUCAGUUACAAGAGUACGGACAAGUUGGAGAUGCAAAUGUUUUCUACUGGUUUCAAAACAGGAAAUCAAGAAGCAAGCACAAGCACAAGCAACUUCACCAAUCCUCCGCAAAGCCUGCAACUCCUUCACCACCAACAGUGCCAAAUCAAAAUUACCAACCUACCCCUCAAAGUUCUCAAACCCCCAACUCGUCCUCCUCGUCUUCUGAGAAAUCGGAGGCUUCUCCCGUUCAGUUGGGCUCGAUAAAACCUGGGGCGACGGUUAAUGUGAUGGAGGGUUUGAAUGCUGCAAAUUCACCAACCUGUUCGGUGAACCAGGUUGCUUAUUUAGGUUCACAGCCUGAGCCCUCGCCAUUGUUUUUUCAAACUGAGAGCGGGUGCGAGAUGAGCGCUUUUUCGGAGCUGGCUAACAUGUUACAGCAGCAGGAAAAGAUGAAGAUGGGGCAUAUCGCCAUGAACGAUAUUUUGAAUGGAGUAGGGGAAGGGACUGCGAAUUCGAACGGGUGCAGCGGCGGAGGAGGAAGGGUGACAGUGUUCAUAAAUGAGAUGGCGUUUGAGGUGGGUGCAGGCGGUCGGGUGAACGUGCGGGAGGCCUUUGGGGAAGCCAUGCUCAUUCACUCCUCCGGCCACCCCGUGCCCACCAAUGAGUGGGGCUUCACCCUGCAACCCCUCCAGCAUGGCCACUUCUACUACCUGGUAUAACUGAGGAUUUCCAUAGGGACAUGGACAGGCGUCAAAUGUUGGACUACGUUGAUGGCUUUGCUGUACUUUUGCUUCCAACUUUUUUUUUUCUUUUUAAUGGCUUUGCAGUCUCCUUAGUUGUAGUUGCAGACAUAUGGUGGUCCUUUAUAGAGAAAGAGAACCCUUGCAUGGGCAUUGUUGCUUUAACUCUUGAUUUAUAUAUGUGUUGUCAUGCACCAUGGAUUCAAGCUUUAUUAUAUAUAUUUUUUCCUUUUCUUUC
Molecule: messenger RNA, 1624 nt
Organism: Amborella trichopoda
Lineage: Eukaryota; Viridiplantae; Streptophyta; Magnoliopsida; Amborellales; Amborellaceae
Product: WUSCHEL-related homeobox 9
Biological process (GO): regulation of developmental process
Molecular function (GO): DNA binding; DNA-binding transcription factor activity
Source: RefSeq, a predicted model, not a curated record